Messenger RNA from Engraulis encrasicolus (European anchovy), 6045 nucleotides. It is a transcript of the gene trak1a, whose product is annotated as trafficking protein, kinesin binding 1a. Gene Ontology annotation, biological process: neurogenesis; mitochondrion distribution; anterograde axonal transport of mitochondrion. Gene Ontology annotation, molecular function: myosin binding; GABA receptor binding. The coding region runs from base 984 to 4115 and encodes 1043 amino acids. The transcript has 15 exons. The record is from RefSeq and is a predicted model, not a curated record. Gene Ontology annotation, cellular component: mitochondrion; cytoplasmic vesicle; dendrite. Lineage: Eukaryota; Metazoa; Chordata; Actinopteri; Clupeiformes; Engraulidae.
CUGUGCUCUAAAUUGUAAUGUUGUAUUAUUUGCCAAGGUUGUGAGUCGCGUCAGUAUUAUUCUGAAGGCACUAACAUGCAUUUUUACCAUACUAACUCCAGCACAGUGCUGAUGGGGAUUAUUAAGUUUGAACAUGUGUGUCUUUGAUGGCUAAUAUGAUGAAAUUUUACAAAUAAAACUGUAUUUGUCAGGGUCAUCGCAUGGAAUUUUCCACCUUUGGUCAAGUGUUUGAAAAUAGAUAGGGCUUUGUCAUGAUGUAUAUUGGCUAUUUCACCCUAUAAAAUAAGACAAGCCGUAUCUUUUGUUUCCUCCUAAUGGCAGUAGCCUGAAUUGUCCUCCUGGUAUCUUGUGUAAUCUUCACCAUGAAAACACUUACUGUUGUUGCCUGAACUGUGUUACCAUGAAACACUUCCUCUGUUGUUGCCUCUGUGCUGUGUUGCCAUUGCUUUGCAUACAUGUGUGCCAGCAGAAUCACCUGUGGCCAUCUCAUUCCUUAGCCACGCCCUCAACAGGUGCACACAUUACGCCACACGCAGCUCUGGCUGCUAAGGUUGCCAUGGAGCGUCAAGUGGAAGCUACCACCCUGACACUGAACACGGGGGAGAUCAAGUUUCAUGUGGAUGUCAAACGGCUACCUAAAAUACUACUCUUCAACAUUAGUUCUGUCACUGCUAAGAAAUGAUCUCUAUGAAAGGAGACUUGUACCUCUUUUGAAAAAAAAGUGAUUUUAAAUAGCUCAGUGAAUUCUUCCCACCCCUCUGUUUGUGUUACCUGCGAUGGCCAGCUAUGGUCUGUGCCAGUGAGUGUGCUGGGAGGGUUUGUUUGAGUUUACCCUCGCCCGAGAUGGUAAGGCGUAUCUAGUAGCCAGCCAAGUGCCAGUCAGGCAAGCAGGGACGACACAUACGGGGGGAAGAGGAACAUGGCGCUGGAUUUUCGAGAGCAGAGGCCGGUGACAUCGUUAGCACCCAGGGCGUAGCAGGAGCAUGGCUCUGUCACCACCACAAGGUGCUGCUGAGGAGAGCUACGAGUUUGACAGCUCCUCUGAUGCCCUGGACAGCUCUGUGUCUGUCCUCCAAGACAAAGAGGGAGAGGAAGAGGAGGUGGAGGAGGAGGAGGAGGAGAAGGAUGAGGAUGGGGAUCUCUACACUUUGGAAGAGGUUCUCUGUGCUGAGCGUGUAGGCCAGAUGACUAAGACGUACAAUGAUAUUGAUGCAGUGACUCGUCUGUUGGAAGAGAAAGAGCGUGACCUGGAGCUUGCGGCCCGUAUCGGCCAGUCACUGCUGAAGAAAAACAAAACACUCAGUGAACGAAAUGAGUUCCUUGAGGAGCAGGUGGAGCACAUACGGGAGGAGGUGUCGCAACUGCGUCACGACCUCUCCAUGAAGGAUGAACUGCUCCAGUUCUACACCAGCGCGGCCGAGGAGAGCGAAGGAGAAUCGGCCACCUCCACCCCUAUCCGGCGUAAUGAGUCGACGGCAUCGCUCCCCAACAGCUUCCCUCUGGACUCACUGCAGAAGAAGCUGAAGGAGCUGGAGGAGGAGAACAUCGUGCUGCGCUCCGAGGCCAGUCACCUGGAAACGGAGACCAUAUGUUAUGAGGAGAAGGAGCAGCAGUUGGUCAAUGACUGUGUGAAGGAGCUCAGAAAUGCCAACCUCCAGAUUUCAACUUUGGCUGAGGACCUGGCCAGGAAAACGGACGAUGCAUCUCGUCAACAGGAGGAGAUCACCCACCUUUUGUCCCAGAUAGUUGACCUGCAGAAGAAAUGCAAGGCUGUACGUCCUCAAUCUCAAUCCUUACCGUUUGCAGUGGAGAACGAGGAGCUUACGCAGCAUUUAGGGGCGGCCAAAGAUGCGCAGCGACAGCUUACGGCUGAGUUGCGAGAGUUGGAGGAUAAGUAUGCUGAGUGUAUGGAGAUGCUGCACGAGGCUCAAGAGGAGCUGAAGAACCUGCGGAACAAGACACUGCCCCUCAGCACCCCACGCCGCUUCCACUCGCUCGGACUCUUCCCCAUGGACUCCCUGGCUGCGGAGAUUGAGGGCACCAUGAGGAAAGAGCUGCAGAUGGACGAUCCAGACGUGGAGGAGCACAAGUUGCACCCGAAACGUGUCUUCCAGACGGUGCGUAACGUCAACCAGACGGUGCGGCAGCGCUCCAUGGGCCCGUCCCCCUUGAACAUCCCUGGCUCCAACCAGACAUCGUCCAUGAACUCGCGCCGCUCCAGCUGCGUCAGCACGCCGCGCUCCAGCCUCUACGGCGGCGUGGUGGACAACCGGGCCAGCACCAUGAUCCUGGAGGGCCACAUGCCUGAUGAAAACAGGUUGGAGGACUCCAACAGGAAGCAGGCGGCGGGCUGCCCUGGCACGCCGGGCUCGCGGGACCUGGAGGCGGCGUUGCGGCGGCUGAGCCUGCGGCGCGACAACUACCUGAGCGAGCGGCGCUUUUUCGAGGAGGAGCGCGAGCGCAAGCUGCACGAGCUGUCGGAGAAGGACCGGCUGCUGGAGGAGAACCAGGAGCGGGAGGAGAGGGGGGAGGACGGCUCCGUGACGCCCACCGACAGCAUCAUGUCGUUCGGCCUGUCCUCCCUGCACUCCGGCCUCUCUGGGUUCUCGUUCUACGCGCCGCGCUCCUACCUGCCGGAGAAGCUGCAGAUCGUUAAGCCGCUGGAAGGCUCGGCCACGCUGCACCAGUGGCAGCAGCUGGCACAGCCCAACCUGGGCGGCAUCCUGGAUGCGCGGCCUGGCGUGGUGACCAAGGGCUUCCGUCCGCUGGAGCUGGGCGACCUGGAGGACGUCUACCAGUUCACCGACCUGGAGGAGGAGGACGCGGUGAGCGGGGAGCAGCGCGCGGCCGUCAUCGGCCUCCUGAGCCGCCACAGACUCUGCCAGAGCCGCUGCUCCUCCGUCUCCUCCCUGGCCAGCGAGAACGGCGUCGCCGCCCCCGGCACCCCGUUGCACAGCAACCACGUCGGCGAGCUCAACGGCGUGCUGCAUGCCAACGGAGGGCUGUACCAACAAGAGGCGUCGUCGCUGUCGGCCGCGAGCGAGGCGACGGGAAACGGGCAGGUGGCCACGGGAAGUUUGGAGACGUCGUCAGAAGCUGCAGCCUUAUCGUCUGGACAUUUCCCUGGGAAGUGUCAGUCCCACACCAGCUCCACUUACACCUUCACCACCUGCCGCAUCAUGCACCCCUCCGACGAGCUGACUAGAGUCACGCCCAGUGUGAUGUCCUCCUCGUGUGUGCUGUCCUCCUCCGGCCUCCUGCUGCGCUGCUCCUCCUCCACGCCGGCCUCCCCCAGCCCCUGCACGCCGCGCCGCCCCAGCCUGGUCCAGGCCGAGUCCUUCACCAACCUGCGUGACUCCACCAAGACCACCAGCACCUCACUGGGCCUGGUGCGUCGCCUGCAGGAGCACGGCAUCUCCGCCGGCGUCUACGACCCGUGCAGCUGGGACCGCGUGGCCUCCGUUCCAGCAGAGGGCGUCCAUGCGGCUCUCCCUGGCCACCCACCGCAGCAUACCGUCAUCACGGACCCCAGGCGCGGGCUGGCGACUGACGCACUCCCCUCCACGCCCCCCAACUCGCCCACCCGCAGGGCCAAAGCGCCGCGCCCGGUCAUCAGCCCGGUCGCUGACCCCCCUUUCCACUACAGCCCCUCAGCACCCCCCUACGACACGUUCCUGACCUCCAAGCCGGCCAGCUCCAUCCUGAAGGAGGUGCGCAAGGCGGAGGCGCAGCACCAGAGCGCAGCAGAAGCUGGCGCCGCUGCAGCAGACUCAACGGAGUGCCAGACGGACGCAGCCAGCAGCAGUGUGCACAAUCUCCGCCUGCUGGACAAGGUGAAGUGCCUGGGGGUUUCCCCCGGCCCCGGGGGUGCCCUGAUGACCCUGGGGCCCUUCUGCGGCGGCCUGCACAGACCCGGGGCUCCCGGUAGCCACCCCCUGGUCACCAGCCCCAUCGCAGCCCUGCCUGUGCUGAACGUUGGCAUGCGCCGCAAUCGCAGCUACCCGGCGGUGGUGGGGGCUAGUAUGGCUAUGAAAGGCCUGGGGCCUGACGGUGGAACAGAACUGCUGCUGCCCCCACCUCACUUACCCAAACAGACUAGCCUGAACCACGACUGAAUGAAAGCCUUUUUUCUUCCCUUGACCCCUCCCAUCAAUGUCAUCCGUUAAACCUCCGUUUAAGCGUGUGUGUGCUGUAUGUGUGAGCGUGCAGGACCCGAUGUGUGUAUACAGGAUGCUAGAAUGUUUUGCCUUUUGUGACAAAUCCACUCUGUGCCUGUAGGGGGUGUGGUGGGGCUGCUUGGACAGAUGUUUUUUUUUGUACAAGUGAGCCCUGAGUCCUUCAUUUGAGUCUGUGCAACGAGUUGCGUCUAUCUAUACCCACGAUACAGUUGCGUCAGUACUGUUUUAAGUCAGGGGUGUGGCACAGCUUCAUGUAGCGUCAUUACUUGGUGUGUAAUUAAUUGGCACAGAGAUCACGACACAGUGGUCAUUUACUUUUAUAAAAGCACUUUUUUGUUUCUCUUUUCUGAAUGAUGAAGGCAACUGUGGUGGGUCCCGGAAGACAUUUCGCUGUACUUCCUCUCUCUAUUUUUGCCCCAGACUCUUCUCUUCAAUCUGGGGCUUCAGCACUGUGUCCUACUAAUAAAACCUUAUGUCCUUACCCUCUCCGGGGCAAGAACUAAAUACCUCCCCGCAUUAGGGGGAAAACGUUGCCGAUAAAGCACCUUAAUUCAUCCAAUGUUGCAUUCAGGUGAGUGUUUGUUUAAAGUCAAGUAGUUGAAACCAUACUUCUAACAUCCCUAGUGCAAUCUGUAGCUCUGAAGGAGAGAGACAGUAGGCCAUGACUUGAGACAAAUUAGAUAAGCGCAAUGCCCUUGAAAAGCUUGAAAAGGCUAGAUCUUGGCCCCUAACUUAAACCAAAUUAUUUCGAGGAUGACGUCCUAAAUAUUAAUGUGUUCCUAAAUUUAAAAAGCAAGUGGUUUGUGUUGACCACUAACCUUGUUGCUUCCCUUAUUUUCAGUUGAAGGCUCAAAUUCAGUGGUUCAAUAGAGUAAGAUAACAUGAAUUUAACUCUAUGUAUGACUGAUGAGAAUGAUUGUGCUUUCUGAUUGACAAAGCAAUUCAUACCGAUUUCUCAUUUAUUUCUGUUUUUUUAACUGACAACCUAAUUUAUAAGGGUGUGUAUGUGUGUUCAUGUGUGCAAACACAUUAUCUGUAUAAAAUGAAGUUAAAUCAGUUCUAAAACCUAGAGUUUGUGACUUGAAUCCUGAAACGAUGCACACUUCAGCAAUUUGACAAACAUUUCCAGACCAGACCACCAGGGGUCAGUGUUGUGGUGAGCUGCGGUGCCUUGGCCAAGAGUGUGCAGGACUCAUGUAUCAUCACCUCAGUGUGUGAUUACUGUGCACAAACUGAACAAUAUAUACGCUUUACAUAGGUAAUAAUGCAUUUCUCAUCGUGGCCCUAAGAGCAUUGUCCUAGUGCCUGAGAUUUUAAGGUAAUUUCUUGGCAUUAACACUGAACCAGAAUAUACUGUAUGCUUCUGACUUUUUAGUGUUUGGGGAAUUAAUGAACUAUAAAUAAGCAAGACUGCUUCUCAAGGUAUGAAACCUCAGCACAUGUGCCACAUUGAUGUACAUCCAUAUUUCAUUAUAUAUUGUUUUUUGUCUGUUAAUAUUUUGUUUUGUGGGAAGAAAAACUUGGAUGUAUCUGCUGAGUAUGGCGUGUGUGCACUUAACCAUCAUGUAACUUGAAUGUGUGUUUUUUGAAUGUACCGCAGCAAAUUUACUGUUGAAACGUUGACAUGGCAGUUUUAAUAUGUUGUACCACACAAAAGGGAAGUAUGCCACUUGUAAAUGGUAAAUUAUGCAAUGAGUUUAGUCUGGCUAUUUUUCUAUUUUAAAAAACGAAAACAGGCAACAAACUAGAAGGAAGUGGAAAGAUAUGAAUAACUGCUGGAAGGCGUUAAAGGGAGAUGUACACGUCGUUCUGACACCCCAAGAAGCAUUGUCAGAUACAGUGAUCAAUAAAAUCCAAUGUCAUAUGA